AUGCGCAACUUUCUGCAGCGAAUUUUCAAUUUUUCUCAACCAAGUACCUCUGAUUGCUCUGGUGAUGUGGAAGCUCACUCCAAUACUCUUCCAACAAGUAGUACUAGUAACAACGAUAACAACAACAACAACACAAUUAUUACAAGUAGUAAAAAAUCAAAAAAAUCAUCAACAACAGGAAUGUGUAACCAUAUAGUUGCUGAUCGUUUGACUCACGUGGCCAGAAUUACUGAAUCCUAUAGGAAGAUUCAUUACUAUCCUCAAACAACAUCUAAUUUUUUCUUCGUACUGAGAAAUACUUCAUAUUCUCCAAACACUAUGAUUGGUAGUGAUGGUUAUAUUACUCCAGAAUCAUUUGAUAAGGUUUUACUUCCAAACGAUUUCAUUGGAAUCAGUCAAAUUUUAUGUGUCUCAUCAAAGAUUUAUGUUUUGGAAGAGGGAACAGGAAGAGUUUGUGUAUUUGAUGGAAUUUCAAUGCUUGGAUUUAUGAACCCAUUCGAUGGUACUAAAUUGAAAGUAGUUGCAAUUAGAGGAGAUACAUAUGGUAUGCUAUUUUGGGUCUAUGACACUGAGAAAGAUUGUUUCCUAUUGUACGGUGGUGAUCAAAAUCACUAUGAUAAUGUUGGUGCAGCUAUUAAUGAUCCAAUGACUGCUGUUUUGGCAUACGAUCCAAGUACUGAUCGUUCUAGUACUAAAAUCAUUACACACGUUGAAUGUGCCUAUUCCUUGAGUUUUUGUGUCACUAAUGGAGUUGAAAUUAGAUGUUCAGGUCAAAUUAUUUGGUGUCGGUAA
Molecule: messenger RNA, 792 nt
Organism: Naegleria gruberi
Lineage: Eukaryota; Heterolobosea; Eutetramitea; Acrasida; Naegleriidae
Exons: 1
Coding region: 1-792 (263 amino acids)
Source: RefSeq, a predicted model, not a curated record